AUGAGGAGCAUAUUGGAAGAAUCGAUGCUGGAAACGCGCAGCAUGCCUCUCGAAAAUCGACCGCGACUUCCCCGCAUUCCCCUUAGCAAGCGAAAUCGGGUUGUCGUGCGGGCUCUUAACCCAAUGAUGGUGACCUAUUUGGAAGCCAGCCGGGACCUUUGCAAGACGGACUCAAUUCUUUUUGGCGCCGCACUGGCAGUAUGCCGUAUUAUUGGCGCCAAACUUCCCAUGGCUGGACGUGCUACUCAACAAAGUAGCGCCAUCCCAGCCUGGAGAAAAAGAAUCGAGGACCGUAUAGCAAAGGCAAGGGCCCUUAUCGGCAGACUGACAAGCUUCAGGUCGGGUAAUAAUAGACCGUUAGAAUGGCGUUUGCUGGGACAAAUAUUAGUUUGUCCAGCCGAAUAUCACGCAGAAACUAACGGAGCGCAUAGAUGA
Parnassius apollo (apollo) is the source of this 435-nucleotide messenger RNA. The record is from the annotation of a GenBank genome assembly. NCBI's taxonomy places the organism in Eukaryota, Metazoa, Arthropoda, Insecta, Lepidoptera, Papilionidae.